Messenger RNA from Oryza brachyantha (malo sina), 2344 nucleotides. Its product is annotated as beta-fructofuranosidase 1. The coding region runs from base 274 to 2259 and encodes 661 amino acids. Gene Ontology annotation, biological process: carbohydrate metabolic process. The transcript is spliced from 7 exons. Lineage: Eukaryota; Viridiplantae; Streptophyta; Magnoliopsida; Poales; Poaceae. The record is from RefSeq and is a predicted model, not a curated record. Gene Ontology annotation, molecular function: beta-fructofuranosidase activity.
GGUGCUUCUUUUCCUUUCCCGAUUCGCUUGGCGGCGAGCCUGCGAGCGAUCCGGUGAGAAGAGUUUCACCGGGACAGAUUACACCUGUCCCUUCCGCAUAAGGCAGCCUCGCUAUAAAUGCUGCCAGCCACGUCGUUCGUUUCUAUUUUCCUCGUCCCCUCGCUAGCUCUGGCGUAGCCCCCCCGUUCAUAUAUACACAGGGGCGCAUGCAUCUUGUUCGCCAUUAGCUCAACGUAGCACAGAGCGCAAGCGGGCCGCGAGAUUGGAUAGUCAAUGAUCCCGGCCAUCUCCCCGAUCAUGGACGGCGCCGCCCCGCUGCUUCCCGAGACGAGCCCCGAGAGCCAGCACCGUGAUCCGGCGAGGGCGAGGAAGCGGCAGCCGGCCAUCAUCACCGCCGUCCUCCCCGCCGUCGCGUCCGCCGUGGUCCUGCUCGGCCUCGCCGCGCUGUUCCUGGUCUAUGGGUUUCGCGAUGAAGGGAGGGCCGACGUCGUCGCGCCCGGCGCCGUGGAGGUUGUUGUGGCCUCGUCGUCGUCCCGCGGCGUGGUGGAGGGCGUGUCGGAGAAGUCGAACGCCCCGUCGCUCCGCCUCGGCGGCGGCAAGGUCCGGGACUACGACUGGACCAACGCGAUGCUGUCGUGGCAGCGCACGGCGUUCCACUUCCAGCCCCCUAACAAUUGGAUGAACGAUCCGAACGGUCCACUAUACUACAAGGGAUGGUACCAUCUGUUCUACCAAUGGAACCCGGACUCGGCCGUGUGGGGGAACAUCACCUGGGGCCAUGCCGUGUCGCGCGACCUCAUCCACUGGCUGCACCUGCCUCUGGCCAUGGUGCCGGAUCACUGGUACGACAUCAACGGCGUCUGGACCGGCUCGGCAACGCAGCUGCCCGACGGCCGGAUCGUCAUGCUCUACACCGGCGCCACGGAGGAGUCGGUGCAGGUGCAGAACCUGGCCGAGCCGGCCGACCCGAACGACCCGCUGCUGCGGGAGUGGAGCAAGGCGGAGGCGAACCCGGUGCUGGUGCCGCCGCCGGGCAUCGGGCUGACCGACUUCCGUGACCCGACGACGGCGUGGCGCAGCCCGGCCGACUCGGCGUGGCGGAUCACCAUCGGCUCCAAGAACCGCGACCACGCCGGGGUGGCGCUCGUGUACAAGACCGACGACUUCCUGCACUACGACCUGCUCCCCACGCUGCUGCACGUCGUGAAGGGCACCGGCAUGUGGGAGUGCGUGGACUUCUACCCGGUGUCCGCCACGCCGGGCGUCGAGGUCGGGCUCGAGACGUCCACCGAGCCGGGCCCCGGCGUGAAGCACGUGCUUAAGGCCAGCCUCGACGACGACAGGAACGACUACUACGCCAUCGGCACCUACGACGGCAAGGCCGCCGAUACCUGGACGCCGGACGACGCCGAGAUCGACGUCGGGAUCGGGCUCCGCUACGACUACGGCAAGUUCUACGCGUCCAAGACGUUCUACGAUCCCGUCGGACGGCGGCGCGUGCUGUGGGGGUGGAUCGGUGAGACCGACAGCGAGCGGGCUGACAUACUCAAGGGCUGGGCCUCCGUCCAGUCAAUUCCGAGGACUGUUCUCCUAGACACGAAGACAGGGGGCAACCUGCUCCAGUGGCCGGUGGUGGAGGUGGAGAACCUCCGUAUGCGUGUCAAGAGCUUUGAUGGCCUUGCUAUCUCUCCCGGCACCAUCGUGCCAUUGGAUGUCGGCAAAGCAACACAGCUAGACAUCGAGGCUGUGUUCCAGGUGAACAAUUUGAUUACCGAUGGCGUCACCGCUGUGGACGCUGGAGCGGCAGCGUACAGCUGUAGCACAGGCGGCGGCGCGGUGGGUCGAGGCUUGAUGGGCCCAUUCGGGCUUCUUGUGCUAGCUGACCAGGAGUUGACGGAGCAGACAGCUGUCUUCUUCUACCUGGUCAAGGGAGCAGAUGGCAACCUCACAACCUUCUUCUGCCAAGAUGAGCUCAGGUCAUCAAAAGCAAAUGAUCUUGUUAACAGAGUCUAUGGUAGCUUGGUACCUGUGUUGAAUGGCGAAAGCCUAUCAAUAAGAAUAUUGGUUGACCACUCCAUAGUUGAGAGCUUUGCUCAAGGAGGGAGGACAUGCAUUACCUCGCGUGUUUACCCCACUAAAGCGAUCUAUGAAUCCGCCAAAAUCUUUCUAUUCAACAAUGCCACAAAUGUUGGAGUCACUGCAAAAUCGCUAAAGAUUUGGGAGCUGAAUUCUGCUUACAUUCGUCCAUAUGUAGACUAGAUCCUUUUAAAUGUAAUGGCAACAAUGAAUGAUUUUUCCAUAUUUAUCAGUUGUAUUGUGUAGGCUAUUUUGUUUGUUUGCUUCU